UCCUGAGUCUGCUUGCCACCUAACUCCAAGCUGAUUUUCGGCUGCGACAGACGAUCCCAAAUACAAAGUUGAUAUACCUACUGGCAAAAAAUCCAGGCUUCAGGUUUACCCACCCCUGCGAUCCAUUGGGCACAAGGAUUUCAAGAGAAACACUCCACUGAUGUGUGAGAACAGCACCGAGAUUUGUCCUGAGGAAUACACAGACAUGGAGUACAACAGAGCAGAAUCCGUGAAGGAAGUAAGAGCCGCGCGAGCCAAAGAGAGGCGUGUGGCCGCACUGCGUCGCCUGAGUGGCAAGAAAACACAGGCACGAAAAGUAGUGACAGAGGGACGGAACACUGAGUCCUUGAAGGGGCCGGAACAAAAUCAGUCCUUCAAAUACAGCGCACCUCAGACAUGUGACUCUGAGAACGAGGAUGAAGAACACAUUGAAAUUUCUAAGAUUGACUGGGUAACGGAGUGGCUGGACAAACAUUGCUUCUUUGAUGAGCAGGCCUGGGGCGCCGUCAUGGCCGGUGUUGAGGCCACGCCAGAGGAGAUGGAAAACGAACUCCAGGACAAACCCAACCCUCCUGUCGGUAACUUUACAUUGGAUAGUAGCGAAUACACUUCACUAGACAACACCUGCCCCAAGAAAUUUCUCGCCGCCCUCACGCGCCUUAAUCACUUGCAAAAGUCACACGAUGAUAUCCUGGCACAGCUGACCUUCCCCAACAAAAUGGCGGUGCAACAUGUGACAUACAUCGUCAAGGCCUUCCUGAGACGCAUGUACUUUAGAAUGAAGGGCAAGAGCCAUAAGAAACAGGAGGCCAUCAUGCGCAAGAUGCACUACGCCAUGCAGGGCAUCGUGCAUCGCUACUUCAAGCGGGGCAUGGAUAAGAAAGUCUUUUUACACAAAGCAGCGGAGAAGGACGAGUUUGAAAACUGGAGUGAUGAUGAGGAUGACGGGGAAGGUCGAGGCGAUGACGACCAGAUGGAAGAAGGAAGCGUGAACGAACCCAAAGACGAAGAAUGUGACGAAGUUCAGGAAAACGAAGAGAACCGGUCAAAUAAUGAAGACGAAAUCCAAAAAUGUAAGACAGUAAUUGAAGAGAUAAAGAUGGCGAAGAAGUUUGUGAGUAGCGCUGUCACGCUUCACGCACAGGCCCCAGAGGCUCUGCUGAACACCAUGGAAGCGAUUUACAACGGAAAGGUGACGGUGGAGCACGUGCUCAAACACCCCCAAACUCUCACCCACCAGAAUGACCGCGUGGAAGGGAGCGUGCCUGGGACGGAUGGCCGAGACGGUAACUCAAGCAACGAAGAAGACGACGAGGACGAGUAUUACAUCCCUGACGACAAGUCACACGCCAGCCUUGAGUUCUCCGACGACGAGAGAAUGCACUGCCACCUCUCAGACGUGGAGGAUGAUGAGUGUGAAACGGAUGACGCUUCUUGGGAUGAAGAGGACGACAGUGACGUUGAGAGUGAGGCCCGCUUGAUUCCCACUGAGUAUCCCUCAGAUGGCGAGGAGUCCAGCUCGGUUGAAGACGGCGAGUGCGGUGGUGCCAGUGAUGAUAAUAUAACAAAGAAAAGCCAGACAUCACCAGAGAAGGAGGAGGACUUCAAGCUGCUUAACAGACUUGCCGGCGAAUUCAGUGACGGUAGCGAAGAGGAGGGAGACGAGAAGGCGGCGUGGAGGCGGAGUCAGGAUGUGAGCCGCACUCUGUGGAUGCAGGAAAUGGUCUCUGAUUGUCCACUCAAAGACAAGACUUACAGUCAAGAAUUCCAUUGCUGCCGAGCUCCUUUGUUCCCCAAGGUCAAUCUUUCAACACAUUCCAUUCAAGAGAAGGAAGAAAUUCUUGAACAGUUUAUGGAAAAGAAUGUCAGCAGAAACAUUCGCCGCUACGUCAUGAAAACAGUUAGCCGAAGGAAUUUUGCGAUAUUCAAAAAGGUGUGGCGACGUGCCAAGGGCCUCAAGCGGUUCCCAGGCCUGCGCCUGGGCACACAGGACACUGCAGCGUGGCAGUCUUUCAAGCGGCAGAAGGCCUACCUUAACGACUUCCUCAUGACGGAGAAAGAGGCCCUUCUUUACAGUUUGUCGCGGAAGCACAAAGUGUCGUGUGAAGAAAUCUUCCAAGCACAGGCGACGAUAGAAAUGCUCCGUAAGAAACGGCGACUCGCAGUCAAGAUUGUCAAGUUCCUGGACCAGCUCCCCAUCCGCCGCCUUGAGUACCUGAAUGAGCACGUCCUCGCAAUGGCACGGCGGGAAAAUGGAGUGGAGCCGCAAAUUCACUCAGACAUGAUUUCCGUGUUGCUGUUUUUACAGACUGUGGCUACAAUGCAAGGACAAGAGUCGCCCUUUCCCUGCCACGGCCCUGUCUGCGAGAAGCUGCAAGGCUACGUGGAGAGCCUCGUUCACGAUAUCGACGACGAAUAUAAAUUCUUUUGUAAGGAAAAGGGAAAUCAGGUCCACCGCGAGGAGGUCAAAGUAAAAUUGAAUAAUAUGAGCAAAAACAAGUUGAAAAAGUACUUAUCUGUUGCGAAAGAAACUUAUCAGAGCUUGACGCGCAAGUUUCUGCAGCAGAAGCACAAAUACCUUAAGAGACGUUUAUCGGAGCAGGAGCUUAACAGUCUGUUCCCCUUGUGCCCCAAAGAUGACAUAGGUCUGAUGCACCUCCCUAAACACCAGAGGCUGCUACUGCUCACCCAACAUAACAACAAACAACUCAAGCUCCGGCGUGAUUACAGUAACAUGGUCAAGGUAAAGGCUCGCCACACCAAGACAGUUUUGGCCAAAAUGAACAGGUUCUUGUCGCGGAGUUCGGCUCAAGACAUAAUUCUGAAAGUUUAUGACAUUCAGACGCAGGAGAGUGAGUGGGCACAGAGGAGCAUGGUGCUGGAAGAUGAGACAAUAAGCUACUUGGAGGUGUCGCCGCAGGAGUACAAGGAGUCCACCAAGGACUCCCUCACAGGCCUCACCUGGGACAUCUGGAGUGACGAUGAGCAGGACAGUGAUUCGAACUGGAUGGAUGAAGGCUCAGAGGAAGGUGAAGAGGAGAUAAGGAAGGAGGAGGAGAUGGAACGAAAGGCUGCGGAGGAGGGAGAAGCCAAGAUAGAACCGCUGACUAUACAGAAAAUAUUCCGUGAGCUGUAUGUACAGUAUUAUCCUGCAGGAAAUUACAUACUUAAAAAUCAGCAGGAUGUCCAGGAAUCCUAUCCAACUUCCUUCCCCUUCGAACAAAAACCCUGGGAGACUCCAGUCCACCACGCGAUCCUGGAUAAAUUCGUAACGUAUCUUAGCAACAACAAAUUCCAGACUGGCAGGCCGUUAAAGAUCGACUUUCGGAAAGAAAUACGUCGACUCUGGCACUACAAACCUAAAGGUUUCAUCAAGACCAUUCGAUGCUACGAGAACCUCAGCAAAACUUACAACAAGGAGCACAAUAAGGCGUUACGAGCAUGGACGGUCACGAAGGCUGACGAAGACCACGAGCACCUAAAGCACUAUGAAUUCCAAGUGUCCUCGGAGUGCGAAGGCGAGACUCAAGCAACACCUACGAAAGAAAAAGAGAAAAUCAUUUCAAUGAAAAGAAAAUUCCAGGUAAAUGAAAACAUUACUCAUCAAUUUCUAACUGCAGAGUCAAAGAAAAUUAAACUGGAUCACGAUGAACACAAAACAAAGGAAAUGGAUACUGGAAAAAAAAUCAAAAGGAAAAUCGAGGAGAGUGAACAAAUUACGCAAAUUAAUAAAAAAAUCAAGAAUGGCGGAUAUGACAAAACUAGUAAUACGAAGUGCACCUCAGCAGAAGACGAAGAACAAAAAAAGUCAGUGAAAAGGCGAUUUCAGGAAGAAUGGGAUGUAAUGGAACACCCAAAAGACAACCUCAAAGAAGUUCAAAAUAAGAAAAAGAGGGUUUGGCGAGAAGAGAGUCACGAAUUUUGAAGUGGAAAACUUUGAAAGCAGUGAGGAUGUAGAAGGUUGAAGAGAACAAGCAUGUGUAAACUAUAAAGACAAAAAAAAAAAAAAAAAUAAAAAAAAGAUAAAAGUAAAAAAAAAAAUAUAUAAAAAUGAUUAUUAAGAAAUAUUGAAAACAAAAAAGGAUAAGAGAAAAAAGAAUGACAAUAAACAAGAGAAAAUAUAUGAUUUGAUGGAAAAUAGAGAGAGAUACUAGAAAAAAAAAAACAAUAAGAAUAACGCUUUGUUGAUUGGAAAGAAACUAAAUUUUGAAAAAAAUAGGCCUCGAAAAGAAAUCAAGAAUUUUACCAAAAAAAAAAAAAAAAAAACCGACUUGAUGGAGAAGGAGGAACAAAAGAAAAAGAACUUCAAGAGUGGAAAAUUCAUGAAUGCACAAAGCUAGAAUUUUGAAAUUCCCGAUCUUACCUCAUCGCCCCAAAAAAGGAAAAAAAUAAUGAGAAUAGCAACAACAAAAUAAGGCAUCCUGGAAAUAACGACCCAAAUCACGAAAAUAAUAAGAAAAAAAUAGUUUUUGGCUAAUUUUGAUAAGAUUUAAGAAAACAGACUAAAAAAAAAAAAAAGGAUCGACAGUCAAAUAUACUGAAAGCACUAAAACUUAUGCCAAAACACUACAACGAAAACAGAAGUCAAACAUAUGUCACACUACUAAAAGAAGGAACAAAAUCCUAAAAAAAAAAAAGGUGCUAAAGCACUAAAAAACAGAUUCCACAGGAAAACAACAAUUCAAAAUAGUGAAAAAAUGGCGGCAAAACAAUGAAAAAAACGGAUUAAAUUGUAAAACAAGGAAAUCAAAAUACUAAGGAAGACAAAACAGAAAAACGUGAGAACACUAAAAAACAGUCAUAUGAGUAAAAAUUGGAGCUAAAACACAUAAAAAAAGGGAGUCAAACAAUAAAAACAAGUUACUUAAAACAUUAACAGAAGACUUCAAACACUAAAAAUGCAGUCAAAACAACAAAAAAACUAAAAAGUAAAAAAAAAAAAAAAAUAGGCAAAACAAUAAAAAGAGAUUAAAAACACAAACAAGAGUAAAAACUAAAAAAAACAAUCAAAACAUUAAAAAGUGGUGAAAAUACUGUAAAAAUGUCAAAACACUAAAAAGAAGAUAAAAUACUACAAAAAGUGUCAAAACAACUAAAAAAAAAGAAAUGAACCCUAAAACAAGAAAUCUAAACACUAGAAAAAUAGUUAAAACACUAAAAAAACACAAAAAGAAAAUAAAAACUAAAAACACUACAAAGGAGUCACAAGAGAAAAUGUUGUCAAAACACUAAAAAAAAAAGAAAAAUGGAGUAAAACACUAAAAAAUAUAAAAAAAACUCAUAACACUAAAAAAAAAGAUGUAAAAAAACUAAAUGGAUUCAAAACACUAAAAAAAGAAAAAAAAAAUGAAUUAAAACACUAAAGAAAUGGAUUCAAACCAUUAAAAAAAAAUGGAAACAAAACAGUUAAAAAAUGAGUUAGAACACUAAAAAGAAAAAAAAAAAUGGAAUGAAAACCGCAGCAAAAUAAGAAAAGAAUGAAGUCAAAGCACUAAAAAAGAAAAAAAAAUGGACACAAAACCCUACAAAAAUGGAGUGAAAAUACAAAAAAAAAAAAAAUAAACAAUGUAAGAAAAAAUCUGUCAAAACACAAAAAAAGAACCAAAUGAAAUGGAAACACUAAAAAAAGAAAAAAAAGACACUAAAAAGAUUCAAAACACUAAAAAAUGCAGAAAAAAUGGAGUCAAAACACUAGAAAAGAAAAAAAGAAAACAUUAAAUAGGAAUCAAAACACUAAAAAAUGCAGUAAAACAUAAAAACAAGAAAAAAUGGAGUUAAAACACUAGGAAACAAACAAAAAAAAAAGAAAUCAAAAUACUAAAGGGAGUAAAAAAAAAAAAAAAGCCAAACACUAAAAAUGAAUAAAAAUCACUAAAAAAAGUCAAUACACUAAAAAAGCGUCAAACACAGAAAAAUAUUCAAAAUGCUAAAAAGAAAAAAAAAACGAGUCAAAACACUAAAAAGGACUCAAAACAACUAAAAAGGCAUAAUAAUAAAAAGUCAAAACAAAAUAAUGUCAAAACACUAAAAAAGUGAAAACAUUAAAAAAAAGGAGAGAAAACACAAAAAAAAUGUAGCCAAAACAGAAAAAAAGAGUGAAAACAGUAAAAAAUUCUGUUAAAAACACUGAAAGGACGGAAAACAAUAAUAAGUGACAAAACACGAAAAAAAUGAGUCAAAACAAUAAAAAGGAGACAAAACACGAAAAAAGGACUCAAAACAAUAAAAAAAAAACAAGAGAGGCAUCAAAGGAAUGUCAAAGCACUAAAAAAAAAAAAAGAAAAAUUGAGUCCAAAACUUGGAAAAAAAAUAAAGUUAAAACAAUUUAAAACAGACGAAACAACAAAAAGUUGGUCAAAACCAAAAAAAAGGUAAAAACACUAAAAAACGAAAAAAAAAAAAAAAAAUCACUUCAAACACCUCAGAUACAAAAAGAAUGAGUGAAAUAACUAAAAUGACAACAAACGGCAAAAUACUAAAGAAAAAUUAGUAAAAAAAUGAAUGAAAAUACUAAAAACUCAAACAAGUCAAAACAUUACA
Molecule: messenger RNA, 6540 nt
Organism: Scylla paramamosain (green mud crab)
Lineage: Eukaryota; Metazoa; Arthropoda; Malacostraca; Decapoda; Portunidae
Exons: 2
Coding region: 161-3925 (1254 amino acids)
Source: RefSeq, a predicted model, not a curated record